AUGCCACUGGAUGCGUCCCUGAAGCAGCUCCAAAUCAAGGUGGGCACGGUGAAGCGCACCAAGAAGGAAUAUGAAUCCUACGUUGCCGAAGAGGGCGUGCAGAGAGCAAAGAUAGAGGGCAUGAAGGUUGAAGGAAAAGAAGAGGCCGAUAUCAAGAAACAAAUGGAGGUGCUGAAUGACACUCUCACCGUCAUUCCCGAUUCUCGACAACGACUUCAAAAGUAUGCUGUGGAGCUGCGAGACUUCCUGGCCAGCGAUCAGGAAAUGAGUGUGGAGCCUGACAGCAGCUCACCAGAGGUUCAAGCAGUUCUGGAAGCGCGACAAGUUUUGAGGGAAGUCGAUCAGGUUUUGGGAACGCAGACAUCAGAAGAGGAUGUGGAAAAAGCAAUUCAUCCAGCAGGGCCUGACGUUGGUGAGUUUUAG
Durusdinium trenchii is the source of this 423-nucleotide messenger RNA. Lineage: Eukaryota; Dinophyceae; Suessiales; Symbiodiniaceae. The record is from the annotation of a GenBank genome assembly.